Molecule: messenger RNA, 813 nt
Organism: Camellia sinensis
Lineage: Eukaryota; Viridiplantae; Streptophyta; Magnoliopsida; Ericales; Theaceae
Source: RefSeq, a predicted model, not a curated record
AUGCAUGGGGUUUUCACAUCUGAUGAUUACUAUGGGAUUGUUACCACAAAUGAUCUCAUUUUCCAUUCAGCCAUCAUAAGCAAUCUUGACCUGUGGCAUCAAAGAUUAAGUCAUAUGAAUUUCGAAGACCUAACUAAGAUUGCCAACAAAGAGCUAGUGAGAGGACUGCCCAAAAUGGAAUUGAUCAAUGUGGUUAUAAAUGACACAGGGUCUCCCACUCCAGCUAUACAUGAGGAAGAAAAUGGCGAGUCUCUAAUCUUGGAUACUGAACCACAAAGUCAAGAAGAAGUAGAGGGCCAAGCACAAGAAGAUUAUAUGACACAUGAGUUUGAAAUGAGCAUGAUGGGGGAGUUGUCUUACUUCUUAGGUCUUCAAAUUAAACAGUCUCCGUCGGGUAUGUUUGUCUCUCAGACCAAGUAUGCCAAAAAUCUUGUAUCUAAGUUUGGUCUAGAGUUGGCCAAACAUGUAUGUACUCCCAUGAGCACCAGUCUUCACCUUUCCAAAGAUUCCUCUAGUAUUGAUGUUGAUCUUACCCUUUAUAGGAGUAUGAUAGGGAGUCUCUUGUACCUCACAGCCAAUCAACCUGACAUUGCAUUUAGUGUAAGUGUUUGUGCGCGUUACCAAGCCUAUCCUAAAGAGUCUCAUCUGCUUGCAGUCAAAUGCAUGAUUAAGUAUGUUAAUGGGACAUUAGGCUAUGGGAUUUGGUUCACGACCGACACUACCGCUGAAAUCAUUGGUUUUUCUGAUGCCGAUUGGGCAGGGUGUGCUGAUGAUCAUAAGAGCACAUUUGGAGGGUCUCACUUGAUAGUGUGA